Messenger RNA from Brassica oleracea var. oleracea, 1600 nucleotides. RefSeq names its product fatty-acid-binding protein 2. Bases 165 to 1313 code for a protein of 382 amino acids. The record is from RefSeq and is a predicted model, not a curated record. Gene Ontology annotation, molecular function: intramolecular lyase activity; fatty acid binding. NCBI's taxonomy places the organism in Eukaryota, Viridiplantae, Streptophyta, Magnoliopsida, Brassicales, Brassicaceae. Gene Ontology annotation, cellular component: chloroplast stroma. The transcript has 10 exons.
UUUGUCGUUAAUAGAUCCCAAACACAACAGAGAAAGAAAACACAAAAAGCUUCACUCUUUCUCUAUGUUCCUUGUCUUUUCCCUUCAAUUAACAAAUUUACGUCGCGUGUAAAUCCUUUGCAAUACAUCGACUAAUACGAAAAUAACCAAUUAAUAUUAUUCAAAUGGAUUCGGACGAUGGGAACGUAUCACACAUUCUACCAAAGAGGAGUCUUUUACAUGUACCUGGAAGCUUGGCCUUGGAAGCAUUUAGUUGCAUCACCAAGUUCACAGGAGCUAUGCUUUGCUGGUGGAACAACAACAACAAUUUGCAGAAGAUGGAGAUUUCUAACUAUCAAUUGAGGAGCUUAAGCAGCUGUGAUGAUUCUUCGGAGCAGCGUGUGAAGAGUUGUUAUCAUCCCAACUUCUCUCUGUUUCGUAUUCACUACGGAUCAAAAGAUUUAAUCCCUGCCUUGUUCUCUAAAUCAACUAUUCAGCAUUUUGUUAAUGAAGCUGAGAGGCUACACUCUUGUUCCGUCCUCUCCUUGGCUGUUUCCUUGAUGUCGGUGAAUGGACUUGGUUUGUCUCUAGGGAGUGACGAUGUUCAAGUUUCCAACAACGUUGAGCAUAGGUCUUGUCAGGUUGGACGCAAUGGUUUGAGUUUUCACAAAUUGGACGCGAAAAGACCAACGGUUGAGCCUCGAACCGGGAUCGAGUUCCCCGUCUCGUUAAAGAAAAAUGCAUCUGGAUUAACUUCUGAGGUGCUUGUUGCAACUGGAUCACGGACAAUGAAGAUCGUCAAGAUUAAAUCUCUUAAAGUAUAUGCCUUUGGUUUUUAUGUUCAUCCUUCGUCGGUGUGCCAGAAGCUUGGUCCAAAGUAUGCUUCUAUUCCCGGGAGCAAACUCGGCAGAUGUGAUGACUUAUACAAAGAUCUUUUAAGGGAGGAUAUUGUUAUGAGUGUGAGGCUUGUUGUUAACUACAAUGGUUUGAAGAUCAAUACUGUGAGAGAUGCUUUUGAGAAGUCUAUGCGUGCUCGUUUGGUGAAGGCAAAUCCCAAGACUAAUUUCAAUUGCUUGAAUGAUUUUGGUUCAUUCUUCACACAAGAUAUUCCAAUCCCCGCGGGGGGCUCCCAUUUUCAGGGAACAGUAAUAGACUUUCGACGAACAGCUGAUGGACAACUAAUCACGGAGAUUGGUGGUAACCUGGUUGGAGCUGUCCGUAGCAAGGAUCUUUGUAGGGCAUUCUUUGAUAUGUACAUUGGAGAUGUUCCAGUGUCUGAGCAGACAAAAGAGGAGAUUGGUAGGAACGUUGAGGGAAUCUUAAAGAGUUGCUGAAAAAAUCAAUUUAGACCGACCAUUGGCCUCUGAGUUUUUGAAGAAGGCACUUGGGUUCGGAAUCUUCCAAUCAAUGUCUCUAGUUCGUAUAUGAAUACGGAAUAUAAGUACUUAGUAAGCUGGCUUCCAACCCGACCCAGCUUUAUUUUGGUAGACACUCGGCUCUAAAUAAACCCUCCCCCCCCUGCCUGGCUCUGUAGUGAUGAUAUUUUUUUUCAACAAGGCUUAUCAAUUAUGUAACGAAACUUCAUUAUAGCUAUAUAUAUAAUCGGAUUUAUUUAAUGACA